Messenger RNA from Chrysoperla carnea, 2450 nucleotides. RefSeq names its product head-specific guanylate cyclase (gene Gycalpha99B). Gene Ontology annotation, cellular component: guanylate cyclase complex, soluble. The record is from RefSeq and is a predicted model, not a curated record. Lineage: Eukaryota; Metazoa; Arthropoda; Insecta; Neuroptera; Chrysopidae. Gene Ontology annotation, molecular function: heme binding; guanylate cyclase activity. Gene Ontology annotation, biological process: cGMP biosynthetic process; response to oxygen levels. The transcript has 11 exons. The coding region runs from base 18 to 2450 and encodes 810 amino acids.
GAAAAAACACGCGAAAAAUGGCUUGUCCAUUUAGUAGUAACUUUUUGUUAUCAACAAACGGGCAACGGUCAUCGAAUACAUCAAAACGUGGUUCAACUGAUGCGGCCACAUGUGGUGGUAGCUCUUCUGGCGGUGGUAGUCCAUUAACAUUUUCGGAGGAAGAUGAUUUAAAUAAAAAAAUACAAUCACGUCAAUCUUCGUUACAUUGUCACUCAAAUUCACCCGCUACUACUGCAAUUUUUGUGGAGAAUACUGGUGCUGAACAAGGUGAUAAUUUUAAUCCGACGUUGAAUUUGAAAUGUUUGAGUAUUGCAAUUCAAUUGUUAACAAAUCCACCGAAUGAAGCCCUUCAGAGUGCUCUGACGUCAUUACUUGAAAAAGAACAAGAUGUCAGCUCAACCCUCUUCAAUGCAACUACAAACCUACAAAAUAAAUUACCAACAGACGUCACCGAAUGUAGUCAUUACGCAUACCUAGAAGACAUUUAUGAUUUGGUUGAUAACGACGAAGAAAUCAAAAACGAAGAAUUUUUCGAUCAUCUGGGACAAGAAUUAAUAAAUACAUCAUGUACGGGUCGAAUUGAACGUGCUUUCCGAUGUUUGGGUGGUAAUUUACAAGACUUUCUUACAACAUUAGACAGUGUACAUGAUGUACUUCAACAUCAACAACUAUCAGGACCACCUCCACUAACACCGUCAACAACUACAGCACCCUUGCACCAAGAAGAUGGCAGCGAUGAACAACAGUCCACUGAACAAAUUGAUAAUUUAAUAAAACAAUCAAAAACAUUAACUGUUAAUAAUGAGAAUACAGCAAGUGCGGGAGAUGACUAUGCUGCCUUUGUUUGUACGGAACGACCAGAUGGUGAUUUAGAAUUACAUUUUACCACCGAUUGUAUUCCGGUUGCAUAUUUAUUAGUUGGAAGUUUAAAAUCAAUAGCAAAUAUUUUAUAUGAUACAGAAGCUCAAGUACAAAUACAACCGAACACAAAUGAUUCUCGACAAUAUCGAUAUGUCAUAAAGUCAACAUCAAAAUCACAACAAACAUCUUUAGAUGAUGUUGAUGACAAUAACGAUGUGAUAACGGCAGUCGAUUAUCAAAAACAACAACAAACAAGCACCGCUGCCAGUGGAAGCAAUAAUAGUUGUGGUCGACGACGUCGUGUAUGUGAGUCACGCAAUGUACAACAUUUACAAAUGGGUGUUGUCAGUUUUUGUAAAGCGUUCCCAUGGCAUUUUAUAAUGGAUCGGAAACUAGAAUUAGUACAGCUUGGUGCUGGUUUUACACGUUUAUUUACGAGAGAUGUAUUAUGUCAACAAGGUACAGCGGCAUCAACAUAUUUUCAUUUUCAUCGUCCACGAGGACUUGUACUCACAUUUCCGGAGAUUGUCAAGCGUGCAAAUACGCCAUUUGUAUUAUUAAUACGAAAACCAACUGGUGUACAAGAAUUUCCUGCUGAGGGAAUGGAAUUGAAAGGACAAAUGGUAUAUUGCCCGGAAUCAGAUUCAUUAUUAUUUGUUGGGUCACCGUUUUUAGAUGGCCUUGAAGGACUUACUAGUCGAGGACUUUUCAUAUCUGAUAUACCCUUACAUGAUGCUACUAGAGAUGUUAUACUUGUUGGUGAACAAGCACGGGCUCAAGAUGGAUUAAGAAGGCGAAUGGAUAAAUUAAAAAGUUCAAUAGAAGAAGCAAAUCGUGCUGUUGAUAAAGAAAGAGAGAAAAAUGUUAGUUUAUUACAUUUAAUUUUCCCACCAGAUAUUGCAAAACGUUUAUGGCUUGGUGAAUCGAUUGAAGCAAAAACACAUGAAGAUGUGACAAUGCUAUUUAGUGAUAUUGUUGGUUUUACAUCAAUAUGUAGUACAGCAACACCAAUGAUGGUUAUCAACAUGUUGCAAAAUUUAUAUAAUCAAUUUGAUGUAUUCUGUGGAUUAUUGGAUGUUUACAAGGUGGAAACUAUUGGUGAUGCAUAUUGUGUUGCAAGUGGUUUACAUCGACGAAGCGCAACUCAUGCUCAACAAAUUGCAUGGAUGGCAUUGAAAAUGAUUGAAACAUGUACAAGACAUCAAACACAUGAUGGAAAACCAAUUCGAAUGCGAAUUGGAUUACAUACUGGAACAGUUCUAGCGGGCGUAGUUGGCAAGAAAAUGCCAAGAUAUUGUUUAUUUGGUCAUAACGUUACAAUAGCAAAUAAGUUUGAGUCUGGCAGUGAACCAUUACGAAUAAAUAUUAGUCCCAGCACGUAUGAAUUUUUAGUGAAAAGUCCAGGAUUUGAAUUUGAAAUGCGUGAUCGUUCAUGUUUACCAAAAGAUUUCCCAUCAAAUAUACCAGGCACAUGUUAUUUUUUAAAUGGUUAUUAUCAUCCAAAUGUGGAACGUACAGCACCAUUAUCAGAUCAUAUUAAUCGGGCACUAGCCGAUAUUGAUCUUGGUAUAAUCACUUCCACAGUUUAA